Molecule: messenger RNA, 1735 nt
Organism: Columba livia (rock pigeon)
Lineage: Eukaryota; Metazoa; Chordata; Aves; Columbiformes; Columbidae
Gene: CLEC3B
Product: C-type lectin domain family 3 member B
Exons: 3
Coding region: 119-739 (206 amino acids)
Biological process (GO): bone mineralization; ossification
Source: RefSeq, a predicted model, not a curated record
CGGGAGGCUGCCUCUGGCCGGGGCUCAGCGGGCGGCUUUCUGGGAGAGCCUUUUCUGAUCCAAGCUGGUGUUCAGCUGUCUGUCUGAGGGCAGACUCCACUCGGCGACGGACGGACGGAUGGACAGCAGCAGAAUGGCACUCUGGGGAGCCUGCCUGCUCCUCUGCCUCCUCUCCCUCGCCCAGGUCUCCGGCCAGGAAAACAACAAAUUCCGGCCAAAACCAGCAGCUUCCAAGAAAGAUAGUGUGAGCCUUAAAAUGAUUGAAGACCUGAAGGCCAUGAUUGACAACAUCUCUCAAGAGGUUGCCCUACUGAAGGAAAAGCAAGCACUCCAGACAGUUUGCCUGAAAGGCACCAAAAUUCACCUAAAAUGCUUCCUUGCGUUUUCGGAGAUCAAGACGUACCACGAGGCCAGUGAAAACUGCAUCUUGCAGGGGGGCACGCUCAGCACCCCCCAGAAUGGGGAGGAGAACGACGCCCUCUACGACUACAUGCGCAAGAGCAUUGGCUCUGAGGUGGAGAUCUGGCUGGGCCUCAACGACAUGGCAGCAGAGGGCAAGUGGGUCGACAUGACGGGCGGCUCCAUCCGCUACAAGAACUGGGAGACUGAAAUCACCACCCAGCCUGAUGGCGGCAAGCUGGAAAACUGUGCGGCCUUGUCGGGGGCCGCGGUGGGCAAGUGGUUCGACAAGAAGUGCAAAGAGCGGCUGCCCUACAUCUGCCAGUUCAUGAUCGUGUAGUGGCGGGGGCCUCCCCCUGCCCAUCCACCCGCCACCUGGGUCUUACCCCUUGGCAGCAGGAUUAUAAAGCUAUAGGUAUGUGUAUGUGUACAUGUACAUAUGCAAGCACGCGCGCGCACGUUCCACUAGAGUCACUCUGCAAAGAAAGUCGUCACAGCUCCGUAUUGGGUUAGAGAGCGUUAGAGCUUUUCGUUUGGCCACAUCCAGCCCUGUUAGCAGCUGCAUUGUUCUUACUAAGGCGUGAUUUAUAGAUAUAUUUUUUUACACAGGGAAUUUUAUUAGGACAGCUCAGUUGUUUUGGCAAAGACACAGUGCCUCAGUCCAGCCUGGCAAACAGCCACCUCGGCUGCCCGGGGCUGUCGCUCUGCAAUGUCCUUUCCCACCUCACUGAGCUUCGUUGGGAUACCAGCAAAGCUAGUUCCCACUUUCUUCUCCUGUUUUGCUUCCUGUAAGCCCUGGCAGCGAGGCACACAGGAUCAAGAUCCUCAUCCCUCACAGCACCCUAAUUCAGGCUCCUGGGGAUCGAGGUCCUGUCUCAAAAAGUAGAGAGAAUUUGUAAUUUUUUUCUGAGAAAAGGGUUAAAGAAAAAAAAAAUAAACAACAAAGGUGGGAAAGAAAUGCAGGUCACACCAACAGUUUAAUGAAGCCCUGCUGAUGCUGAUUUGCUGGCUGUUGGCGUAAAGGUAUCAGCAGUUCUUUGCAGCUCAGUGCUUGAUAAUAACUCCUCCAGUUUGAGUCAUGUCUCCUGCGCUGCCAGGUUGGGAAUGUCGAGAUGUGACACUCAUGGGGAACCCAUGCGAGAGGUAUUUCAAUGUGCUGCUUUGUUUAAAAAGAGCACGAUGAUGGGUAUUCCAAGACACUGAGUGGAAGAGUCAAGCUGGAGGGAUUGAAACACACACAAACAAAUGCAGAGUGCACAUUCCCGAGGCUGUCACUAUUGUCAAACUCUCUGCUGUUCAAAUGACUAUAAAAUAAAUAUAUAUAUAGCUUGCUGAA